UCUAGGAGAAUGAAGUUCCACAAUCUGAUGUAAUUAUUCCAGAUGAAUGGAGGCCACCAAAAUGAGAAAAGGACAAAGGAAUCCAAGCAAUCGAUUGGAAAACAGACCGAAAUGAUGGUUUGCUGUUCACUGCGCCUGUGGCAGAAUUAUUGAAUGCAGAAUAUCCAACUGUACUUCUUCAAUAGACACACAAAAGGUGCUGUUCUUACCCACUACCACCAUGCCUGCCCUGGAACCUGAGCAGCUAGCCAUCAGGGAAAUGAGAGAGGAUGAGGCAUCAGUUGUUCUGGAGCUUCUGAAGGAUGGAUUCAAGGAUACUGAGAACCGCUUGAUAUUAUAUGUGCUGACACGGCCGUUAGCCCUGCUGUUGAUGGCUGUGGUGAGCAGCGGCCUUCGCUUCUUCCUGAACUCUUUCGUGGUAGCACUGGUGGUGCCGGUGCUGCUCACCGUAGUGGCACUGAAACUCCUGCUUUGGCGUUCUCCAGACCUGAGGCACCUGUAUGCCUAUUACAACGCGGGCCAGCGUGGGCUCUGGGUGGCUGUGUAUGACGAGGACGACGUGUGUGGCUGUGUGGCUCUGGAACCGCGGGAUGGGGAGCCCCACACUGCAGAGCUGAAACGCUUGGCUGUGAACCGCUGGUACCGGCGCUCUGGUGUUGGCCGCCACCUCCUCAGCUUCCUAGAAGCGCAGGCACGUGCACAGGGCUUCAAAUUCCUGGUGGCCCAGGUCUCUGUAGUCACCAAGGCUGCCAUUGGGCUCUUUGAGAGCAGUGGCUACAACAUGAGCAGUGGGCGCCGGUGGCUGGGCUAUACUGUUCAGCAAGUUUUCAGCAAGGAGCUGUAGCAUCUAUGACUAUGAAUUGUCCAAGCUGCUCCAGGGACUCAGACAGGGAAAGCACAUGGUCUUGAUUUGGGGGGGAAAGUGCAGAGGUCCCAAAUUGGGCUGUGGCGAGUGUGCCAUCUCCAGGCCUCAAACAUGGCAGCUCUGCUCUGCUAGGUGGCUUUUCUCUUCCUGGGAUGUGACAAUGCUUCACGCACAACAAACGUCACUCUGGAUAAAGGACUGUUGUUUGAGCCCACACCCUAUUCUUUCAUGUCAGGCCCUUUAUCACUGUGGGGGGCUCCAAGUAAAGCCAUCCCAGAUAUUUCUCCAUUUGGGGGAACUGCAGUGAACACCCCCUGUAACCCUUUCUCCCGUUAAGACCGGGCUGGGCGUACUCUGCUACACACGUGCAUCUUUUUUGCACCAAGGUAAGACUUGCAAUCUGAGUCAGUUAGGCAAAUCAAACCAAUCUGGAACAAUUGUUCUGCAUAAUUUAUUCUCAUUCUGCUUCUCAUGCAGAAGACACUUUGGAUUGCACUGAAACCUUACCUGUAGGUUGCGUCCCAAUGCACUUGCAGCAACCUGCCAACAGUGUUAUUCGUGCAGCCCCAAGAAGCGCAUUCCCAUUCCCUUAACCUAAAGAAAAACUAAAAUGUCAAGAUUAUAAAUUCUGAAGAUGCGUGAUAGAUGCAAGCUUCUUUUUGUAUUAUUUUAGGAGUCCGGGAAGCAAACCUCUUCCUGGCUUUUCUAGAUCGAGUGGUUACAUUCAGGUUUUGUCAGGCUAUGUAGAGACAUGCAUAAUUUCAGAGGUAGGUCAACUGUGGAAGCAUAUUCCCAACUGUUGGGGAUUUGUGAAGAGUGGCCUUUCGAGAGCAGGUCUGAGGGAACUUGUUAUUUUAGUUCACAGCAGAAACUGGAUUUGUACUGCGUUGGUCUGCCAGGAUGGCCUUUUGUGAAUCAUGAAACAAUUCCCCCACCCUCCACUUAGAUGCCAGUUUGGUGUAGCGGCUAAGAGCGUGGGACUGUAAUCUGGAGAGCCGGGUUUGAUUCCCCCCUCCUCCACUUGAAGCCAGCUGGGUGACCUCGGGCCAGUCACAGCCCUCCUGAAGCUCUCUCAGCUCCACCCACCUCACAGGGUGUUUUGUUGUGGGGAUAAUAGUGACAUACUUUGUAAACCGCUCUGAGUGGAUAUUAAGUUGUCCUCAAGGGCGGUGUAUAAAUCAAAUAUUAUUAUGAUUAUUAUUUAUUAUUAUUAUUGUGCAGCUGUGCAGAGCUCUUUUUUCUGUGUCUCCUUUGGAAAGCCUGGUUCACACAUGCAGUGAAAUAAGGUGGGAGAAACCUGAGGUGCUCAAGUGGACUGCAUCACAUCAGACAAGAGCAUCACUCUUCAGAGUCCUCUCUUUGAAAAUUACUGCAGAUAGAAAAGCCAGCAAGCCAAGAAGGCCGGGGUCUUUCUUACUGCUGUGCUAGCUUUCUAUUGGCAAAGAUUUUAUUUUAAAAAAACAACAACUAGUAUCCAUCACUUGCAGUCUGAAGUGGUGAAGGUCACUGAUUUCAACAAAAAGCAAUUAAAACUUUGUGUGUGAGUGUCCUUUGGUGGCUGUGAGAUGUUUUAUGUCAUCUUACCACAUCUGGUUCUGUUCAGAGGUGAUAUAGUCCAGUUCCACACGGAACAGGGGAGCCAAGUCCCAUUUGCCGUAUAUCCCAGCUAUCCCCCUCCAAAUACUGUUUCAAGAGAACUGUUGCACUCAAUACUGAAUUAUGCACCUGAAUUAAGUGAACAGACGUGUGUAUUUUAACAUAAUUUAUGAUGUGUUUAGAUUUUUGAGUUUUUGCAGAAUUUGGCAGCAGAAUUGAGUAAGGAGAAAAGAAGCAGGGGAAAAUGACUAGAGACCUGCAUAUUUAUUUAUUUAUUUAUUUAUUUUAAUGCAGCAGUAUAGCCUCUACCAUUUUCGUGUCUUUCCAAAGGAAAACGUGCCUGAAUGCAUGUAUGUGGGGUAGGACUCCCAUUUACCUACAGGGGCUGGGUAUUACUAGCCCUACUUUCUGGCCCCUAAGAAAUUGAUGAGCAAGCGAAAAAAUGACCUCUACAUAGUGAUGCUUUAGGGAUUUCCUCUAGUCUCUAUGGUAGAGGCUAUACAAACUAUGAUAAAGACCAAAGAGACUAGGGAAGGCAGGCUACAACACCAACUGGAAGUGACAUCAUGUCCUCCCCAAGCUCCACCCUCCCCAGGCACCACCAUACCUGAACCUAGCAUUUGCCAAGGCAGUGUUAGGCAUCCUUAUGGGGCAGGUGGAUGUUGCUCGAUGGAGAUAGUUGUACUAGCAGGUGGGAGAAUGCUUAAGUAUGCAUAUAAGAAAG
Messenger RNA from Eublepharis macularius, 3185 nucleotides. RefSeq names its product N-acetyltransferase 14 (putative) (gene NAT14). Bases 221 to 844 code for a protein of 207 amino acids. Lineage: Eukaryota; Metazoa; Chordata; Lepidosauria; Squamata; Eublepharidae. The transcript is spliced from 4 exons. Gene Ontology annotation, molecular function: N-acetyltransferase activity. The record is from RefSeq and is a predicted model, not a curated record.